Molecule: messenger RNA, 1468 nt
Organism: Seriola dumerili (greater amberjack)
Lineage: Eukaryota; Metazoa; Chordata; Actinopteri; Carangiformes; Carangidae
Gene: nsmce1
Product: NSE1 homolog, SMC5-SMC6 complex component
Exons: 7
Coding region: 542-1285 (247 amino acids)
Biological process (GO): double-strand break repair via homologous recombination; DNA damage tolerance
Cellular component (GO): nucleus; Smc5-Smc6 complex
Molecular function (GO): ubiquitin-protein transferase activity
Source: RefSeq, a predicted model, not a curated record
UUGUGCAUGACUUCUCUUACGUUAAGAGGCUCUUUUCUGCAAAGUAUUCAAAAUGCAAGUCACCGUAAAAUCAAACAGCAGAUAACCAAAGUCAACCGACGAGGUCUCUACGCUGCCUUCAACGGUUAAUAGUUAACGGUUAGCUGAAUUCAGUUGUAAUGUAACUUGACGUUGACAAUGUGGUUGACAGUUAAAAAGCCAGUUAUCAGUGUUUUAAAUUUCCAGUAAUUGUUAUUAUAUUGAAGUCGGUAGUACAAGCUAUGGGACAUUUGCAGCGUCAGUACUUUUAGCUUUAUUUAGCCACUCGGGGGUUUGUCCUUUGUCUUGAGCAUUUUAGCUUGUACAAAGGAAAAAUGUCCUCUCUGUCCCAAGAUCCAGGAAGAUUCAACUUAAAACAUGCUCAACUGUGCUUAACCUAACUGAUCUUCUGAAGCCUCUGUAGAGAUUCAUGUGCUUUACUUUAAGAAACAUUUCACCAUCUACUGUUAGUUUAAGACCAUCCACCCACCAUUGCUCUAUAUGUGUAGUUCAGACCUGAGCCAUGUCACGACAGAUGGGAGACAGCCAUCGAAGGUUUCUACAGACCAUGAUGGUCAAUGGCAUUGUUGAUGAACAAGGAGCAAGGACACUUUAUCAGCAUUGCUGUGAAACACACAACACACAGUACGCUCCCGACAAACUGGAUGAGUUCAUUGAUACGAUCAACUCAAAGCUGCAGCCCAUGUUCAUGCAGAUAAGAAAAGGGAUGUCUGAAGAUAAUGGUCAACAAUACUACGCCUUGGUGAACAUGGCUGAGACUGACGUCACCAGAAUGUCAUCAGAUUAUGCCGACAAUGAGCUGGAGCUGUUCAGGAAAACGAUGGACCUGAUUGUGGGCUCUGAGAAUGGCAAGGCGUCCUCCACCGACAUCCUGAAUAGCGCAGACACCAUGACCAGCAAAAAGCUGAAGAAAAGUGAGACAGAGCACCUCCUGAACCGACUCGUGCAUGACAAAUGGCUCAGUGAGAAACGGGGUGAAUACACCUUGUCCACCAGGUGUAUUAUAGAAAUGGAGCCAUACAUCCGCACAAUGUAUCAAGACCAGGUCAAAGUGUGCCAAAUCUGUCACAACAUCGCUUUCCAGUGCCAAAUCUGUGAAAAUCCUACAUGUGGCAUAAAAAUACACAACCCAUGUGUGGCCAGGUACUUUAAAGGAAGAUCAGAGCCACGAUGUCCGGCUUGUGAUGACUUUUGGCCACAUGAAAUCCCUGAAGUCAGACGGCCCAAGUCUCAGUCCAGGAGAUGAGGACUCAAGCAUCAAAUGUGUUUUUUUGUUUGUUGAAAUUGUUUAAAGUAUUUUUAAAAUAAGUUUUUUAAUAAACCAAAUUGUUAUUGUAAAUAUCUUUAUUUCUACAAAUAUAAAUGAGAAUGUGUUUCAUUGAAAUGUCUUUUUUUAUAUGUAUAUGUUUUCACACAAUCAUUAAAAAAU